UAUUCAUUCACGCACGGAGCCGUUACGAUCUUAUCUCGUCGUCAUCCCAAAUUUCCCAAGUCGUUUCCUCCUCGCGAGGAUCCCAGCUAGGGUUUACGACCUGCCGCUCCCAAUGCUCGUCUGGCGGCGGGGCGUGGUGGUCGAGCCCGUCAGGGAGAGGCACCAGGCGCUUGUCCUCCGCUUCCGCCGCCGCGGGUCAGCAGUACCUCCCCAUCCCUCUGAUCCAUGGCUGCAGCCAUGGGUGGAACGCUAGGAUGACCGCGGAGGAGAUCGACGCCUGCGAGUCAAUAUGGAACGAUUCUGCAAGGAAACAUACAUGAUUGUUAGCAACUUCACAAAUCACAAGUGUAUAGGCGACGGAGGACAUGGUUGGUUAAGACUUAAGACCUCUUGUUAUCAAACGGGGGUUUGUUUUCUGAGUUCUAAUCACGGGGGAUUUAAGUUUGGGAACCAGGAUUUUGUAUCCCUUAUCUCAGUGCAGACCUCAGAGUGCUGAUACUUGAAAGUUGAAAUAGGUAAACAGUUUUCUUCUUUUCGUCUAUAGCCAUUUUGAAACUAAUCCUUGCAACUUCCCUUGUCAACAAGUUCUAGUCCAGUACUUCUCAACACAACGUGUAUUUUAGUGUAUAUACUACUCACGACUUUGGAUCCAACUCUCUCUUAUGAUGCAUGUGCAGUGGUUGAAAUCAAUAGCCCAUAUUAUACACCAGAUUAGGAAGGGAAUCCACAACUAAGCCAUAUACGGAUUAAAUCCAAAUAGUUGUGUCUAGAUUUGGGCAGGACUCGAGUAGGCAACAUAUGACAGAUGAUCCAUAGUUGGCUUUUUAAUAUGUGCAAAGUCCAUGCCACUCAGUGCUGCUGGACAAAAAUAAUCGUAUGCAGGGUUUGAACCAACAAUCAAUAGUAUCACACAUAUGCAUGUACAUGAUAACCAAUUUGACUAGUUGGGUUUCAUGUUUCUUGUGAAAGGAGGAACUGUAGUAAUGAUGGCAGCUAGUUAUUCUGCACAAACACUACAAGUCCACAACAUGCUAUAGAAAUUCUAGAUCGUUGAUCAUGUUAUGCUAACUUCAUUCCAUUGUGAUCAUAAUAUAGAACAUUUGACGAGCCUGCCCAUUUACUAUGUGCAUAUAACUACUAUAACAUUUGAUCCAGUGUGAGUGUUUCGGUGUAGCACGCUAUUCAUAUCAUGUACUCAUUUUGAUAUUGUAGUAAUCUGGUUUAAUCUUCAUGAUUUAUGUCUGUCUGCAAUAUCCGCUAUUUGUGGAUGUUUAAUUUGAACUCAUCUUGUCUCCACCCCAUGUUUGCAUCCAAGAUAAUAUGAUAAUAUAUACAGGGGCGGAGCUAGAGAAGUGCAUACCAGAGUGCCAAGCUCUAGAAAACCUUGUCUUAACUUGUUCCAUUUUUCGUUGGUCUUGGCUUGGGAUUUUAUCAUCAAUAUCUGAAGCACACUUUUCUUAUUUGUUGGUCUAUAUGCAUUUCUAAUUGUUUUUCUCUUCUUCAUUUAUGUUGUGUGUGUCAAAAAUUUCAUAUCAGGUACAUGAUGGUUUGGUUGACCGUGGUCCGUCCUGUUGGAUAGUUGGCCUUGGCCACAUUCUCCCUAUUCACAUGUUGUCAGAGAUCUUAAUAGUUACUUAAGGGCCGGCGCAUCAUAAGUGGAGUGGCAAUAUAAACUUGAGACAAUGAAAUACUUCGAGAAAGAGCAUGGUAGUGGACCACAAUCUUCUGAGGGCUCGAAGUCGGGUCUUGGUGAGACAAGCCCUGACUUCAGUGGUGCCAGUUUCUCGUUGGAUGACGACAAGAUCAACGCCUACGACAGCAUCCUGAACCUCCAAGCGCCUGACUUCACCACUGUCAUGGCAAUUGUGCACGGCGAAGGGUACUGGACCGAGGUUGCGUGCUACUUCCAGGACUCUGACUUCGUGACUCUCCUCAACUUUAUGAACAGCCUCGGGCUGGAGGCCGUCGAGGACGAGGACUUUCUUUACUUCGCCAAUGCCGUGAGCUUCGCAAACAGCUUCGGGAAGGAGUCCAACGAAGAAGACGACAUGGUCAGGGUGUUGCUGAAUGUGGAUGAUGUUUCUGAAGAGUUGUGAGCAGGCAGGGGGGAGAUAGAGCGUAGGGCAUGCUCUGCCAUCAUCUGGAAGACUUGAGUAUGCUUGAAUAUGAAGUUGUGUGGCACUGGGUUAUUUUUUCUGGUAUACCAAAACUAUGAAUUUUAUUCAGAUUGGUUGAUGUGUUGUAUGGCUGAUGUCUCCGUGCCGUGGGGCAGAGAGGUGAUGUAUGUUUGUUUCUUUUUUUGAUGGAUGGCAGUAUUUUAUUUGCAGUACUUGUUUAUGUUUGAUUUUCUGAA
Molecule: messenger RNA, 2353 nt
Organism: Lolium perenne
Lineage: Eukaryota; Viridiplantae; Streptophyta; Magnoliopsida; Poales; Poaceae
Source: RefSeq, a predicted model, not a curated record